This is a messenger RNA of Condylura cristata (star-nosed mole), 5039 nucleotides long. It is a transcript of the gene TLK1, whose product is annotated as tousled-like kinase 1. The coding region runs from base 1 to 2298 and encodes 765 amino acids. The record is from RefSeq and is a predicted model, not a curated record. Gene Ontology annotation, cellular component: nucleus. Gene Ontology annotation, biological process: intracellular signal transduction; peptidyl-serine phosphorylation; chromosome segregation. Lineage: Eukaryota; Metazoa; Chordata; Mammalia; Eulipotyphla; Talpidae. The transcript has 21 exons. Gene Ontology annotation, molecular function: ATP binding; protein serine/threonine kinase activity.
AUGAGUGUCCAAAGUAGCAGUGGAAGUUUGGAGGGGCCGCCAUCUUGGUCCCAGCUCUCCACGUCUCCAACCCCGGGCUCGGCGGCGGCGGCCAGGUCCCUGCUGAAUCACACGCCGCCAUCCGGGAGGCCCAGGGAAGGUGCAAUGGAUGAGCUUCAUAGUCUGGAUCCAAGAAGGCAAGAAUUGUUGGAAGCUAGAUUCACAGGAGUUGCAAGUGGGAGCACUGGGAGCACUGGCAGUUGCAGUGUUGGAGCAAAAGCUUCAACAAAUAAUGAAAGCUCUAAUCACAGUUUUGGAAGCUUGGGAUCUUUAAGUGACAAAGAAUCAGAGACACCAGAGAAGAAGCAAUCAGAAUCUUCCAGGGGGAGAAAGAGAAAAGCAGAAAACCAGAAUGAAAGUAGUCAAGGAAAGAGCAUUGGAGGACGUGGUCACAAAAUUAGCGACUAUUUUGAAUACCAGGGUGGGAAUGGCUCAAGCCCAGUAAGAGGCAUACCUGCUGCAAUCCGUUCUCCUCAGAAUUCGCAUUCACAUUCCACUCCUUCAUCUGUUCGACCGAAUAGCCCUUCUCCUACUGUAUUAGCUUUUGGGGACCACCCUAUUUUACAACCAAAGCAGUUAUCCUUUAAAAUUUCUCAGACUGAUCUUACAAUGCUGAAAUUAGCAGCCUUAGAAAGUAAUAAAAACCAGGAUCUAGAAAAGAAAGAGGGUCGCAUAGAUGACUUGCUCAGGGCUAACUGUGAUCUCAGACGACAAAUAGAUGAACAACAAAAAUUACUUGAAAAAUAUAAAGAACGAUUAAAUAAAUGCAUAUCAAUGAGCAAAAAACUGCUCAUUGAAAAGAGUACGCAAGAAAAACUGUCAAGCAGAGAGAAGAGUAUGCAAGACAGAUUACGCCUUGGGCACUUCACAACAGUUAGACAUGGUGCUUCAUUUACUGAACAAUGGACAGAUGGUUUUGCAUUUCAGAAUCUUGUGAAGCAACAGGAAUGGGUGAAUCAGCAAAGGGAAGACAUUGAAAGACAAAGGAAACUUCUAGCAAAACGCAAACCUCCCACAGCUAAUAAUUCUCAGGCACCCUCUACCAAUUCUGAACCAAAACAAAGGAAAAACAAAGCAGUCAACGGAGCAGAAAAUGAUCCCUUUGUUAGACCAAAUUUACCACAAUUGUUGACUUUGGCAGAAUAUCAUGAACAGGAAGAAAUUUUCAAACUUAGACUAGGACAUCUCAAAAAGGAAGAAGCAGAAAUCCAGGCAGAACUUGAACGUUUGGAAAGAGUCAGAAAUCUUCACAUUCGAGAACUCAAAAGAAUAAACAAUGAAGAUAAUUCUCAGUUCAAAGAUCACCCAACAUUAAAUGAAAGAUACUUACUACUUCAUCUGCUUGGUAGAGGUGGCUUUAGUGAAGUGUAUAAGGCUUUUGACCUUUAUGAACAAAGAUACGCAGCUGUGAAGAUACAUCAGCUGAAUAAAAGCUGGAGGGAUGAGAAGAAAGAAAACUACCACAAACAUGCCUGCAGAGAGUAUAGAAUACACAAAGAACUGGAUCACCCCAGAAUAGUUAAACUGUAUGAUUAUUUCUCCUUGGAUACAGACACGUUUUGUACAGUGUUAGAAUACUGUGAAGGCAAUGACUUGGAUUUCUAUCUGAAGCAACAUAAAUUAAUGUCAGAGAAAGAAGCUAGGUCUAUUGUAAUGCAGAUUGUAAAUGCACUAAGAUAUCUCAAUGAAAUCAAACCCCCUAUUAUACAUUAUGAUCUUAAGCCAGGAAACAUUCUUCUGGUAGAUGGAACAGCAUGUGGGGAAAUCAAAAUCACUGAUUUCGGUUUGUCCAAGAUUAUGGAUGAUGAUAGCUAUGGUGUUGAUGGAAUGGAUCUAACUUCCCAAGGAGCGGGAACUUACUGGUAUUUACCUCCUGAGUGUUUUGUUGUUGGAAAAGAGCCACCAAAGAUUUCCAACAAAGUUGAUGUGUGGUCAGUUGGAGUCAUCUUCUUUCAGUGUCUUUAUGGCAGAAAGCCAUUUGGUCAUAAUCAAUCUCAACAAGACAUUCUUCAAGAAAAUACAAUAUUAAAAGCCACAGAAGUCCAGUUCCCUGUAAAACCAGUCGUAAGCAGUGAAGCAAAGGCCUUUAUAAGACGCUGUUUAGCAUACCGAAAAGAAGAUCGAUUUGAUGUACACCAACUGGCAAAUGACCCAUACCUUCUCCCACACAUGAGAAGAUCGAAUUCUUCAGGAAAUUUACACAUGGCUGGGCUGACAGCAUCCCCUACACCCCCUUCUUCAAGCAUAAUUACUUACUGACUUACCUCCAAAAUAGGCAUGAUUAUCUUUGAAUUGCUUCCAGAUGUGCACACUUGAGUUUGAGAGCAUUUGAAUUUUUUUGUUGUUUUCUUUUUUACAUAGGACUUGGCUGAGAACUGAAGUUCUUCAUAGCAUCAUUGGUAUGAAAGUGGAUCAUGGACAGUGAAUAAAUGUACACUUUGACUAUAAUCUUAAGCAGUGAAGGAUGACUGCCUGUUGCAAAGAAACAGGAAUACCAUGUUAAAGUAGAAGAAAAAUGGCUUGUUGGGGGAACACUGUAAAUAUAACGUUUAUAAUACUUAAAUACAUUUGGUGUUACUGGAGAGUUCUAAAAUGAAGGGUAGUUUUUCAUUAUUUAAAAACACGUGAAAACAGACAUUUCUAACACAAGAACUAUAGUGCCUGGAUACAUUCUUCAGCAUUCGGCAGUUAAUCUGCUGAAACCAAAGUAAGAACUGAAUGACAGUUGUGUUUUAUAGUAAUAGAAUGUGAGAGAGAAUCUUUGGACAAAGUUAGACUUUGUCAUUUGCCUGUCUGGCUUUUACCAAGUUGUACCUCGAAAUCACAUGUCCAUUUUUUUUGACUGAUUAUAUUCAGAAGAGCUAUUCCUAGACACUUUACACCUUUGACAAAAUGAGUUAUUUUGAAAUCAGUUGAACUUACUAAAUUGUAUUAACUCCAGUGUUCAACAUGUUGGAACUGUUAAGAUAUAUUUUCUUUUGUUACCAGGCCUCGUUCUUUACAAGUGACAGUGUGUAACCAAAUGCAGACCAGUUCUAUGCAGGAUAAUGAUAAAUUCCCUUCUAGCACUAUUGUAAAUUGUUGUACAGAUGUCUUACUUCAAUUACCAGGUUUCAGCAGCUUAUUCUUGUACAAAUGUUUAAAAAUAUGGCUUUUCUAAUUGGAUAUUGUAUUUUUUUUAAGUCUUCUUAAAGACAUUUUAAUUGCUGCUAAAUGCUGUUGCUUCUUUGCUAAAAAAAAAAAAAGAGUCACCUCCAUAAUGGUGCAAGUUGACUACAUCAUAGAGAUAUUAAAAGCAAGCAUUCGCUAAUGAUCAAGGCAUGUAAGAAUGAUCCAUGUUGGACAGAGUUCUCUAAAUCAUUUUCUUGGGUUCUAGGGCUGUGGAACACAGAUAGAUACUAGAUUUAAAAAUUGGUUAUUCUACAUUUCUAGAAGGUUCUUAACCAGUAAGAUGGGAUGAUGGCUCCAUAAACAAAUUGUGUUUUGUACAGAUUUGUUAAAAUGUGAACAAUUUCUAACUAUUUUAGACUACCAUUUUUCAGGAUGCUGUAUUUCACUCCUAUAGGGAUUAUUUCUUUAUUGUCGCAUUCAUAAUGCUGAUACUUACAUGUAAGUUGUCCAUGUUGCCAAAAAAGAGAGGCUAUGCUUAACCACAGAUUCUCCUUCAUGUUGUACAGUGGCUCUUACUUGAUUUGCAAGCCCUUUUGUUUUUUUUCAUUGUACAUAGACACAUUGUCUCUAAGAUGCUGCUGAAAUUGUAGAGAAUGUAGCCAAACAGUAAUAAACAAUGCCAGUUAAAAGUUAAAGACUAUGAAAAUUACAUUGAAAGGGAGCUUUCCAGAUUCAGGAUAUAGACCAGCUUGGCUCCUAUAGUUAAGAGUCAGCUAAAUAAACUCUUGCAAACAUUUCAUUCAAGCUGUUCAAGCAAACCUGAUAGCCAUGGCUAAUCCUGGGCAAGUGACCAUCGGGAGUAGCCUAGACUGCUCCUGUGUCCUCUGUAGAUUCAGGUAGGUCCUAUGUUAACAAAAUGAUAUUAUGACACUGAAAUGUUAGCAUUGAGCUUUAGUUAUUGCCCUUCAGUUUUGUUGCGUGACUUUUCAUCUUUCUGAUCAUAGAGUGCUAUAUUCAAUGUUCCUUGAAGUCCUGAUUAAAAGAAAAUGCCCAAUUUUGUUGAAAUUUUUGGUGAGAUAAUUACGUGGGCAUAUAAGUCUAACAUGAGGUUGAAUUAAUCAUACAGACCUAGAGCAUUGUAUCACCAUAUUUUCAAAUGACCACCUGUGUCAUUUGUAAAAGUGACUACCUGUGUCAAAACACAAGAGGAAAAUAAGCCAUAAAUUAAACUGCUUUUUUUUCUUAAUCUAGGUUUAAGUUAUCACAGAAUCAAAAAUAUACUGUACAGAUGAUUCCAUUUAUGAACCAUCUUUUCUUCCAGACAAAUGCUAUAGAUUUUUAAUAUGCCAGUAACCCACAACAUGAUUGAAGUGAAUAAUUUACUGUUGCCUUCACAUUGGACAUUGGUGGUAUCUAUCCCUAAAGAAUUUCAGUCAUUCUGACAGUCUUUUGGCUCUAGUUAUUUUUUGACCUUUGAAUUAAAGCAUGUCUUAUAUCUCUAAGUCAGGUACAGGUCUGACCUCCCUUUAAUCAUCAGCUUUGAUGCAAGAUAAAAAUGUAUAGUUUUAAAAUUCUUUCUUUGAUGUGAAUUAGUGUAGUGUGUGCAUGUUGAGGAAGUUUAGAAACCAGACUAAUUUGGAAGUUGGGUAGAUAACUUGUUUUUCAAAAUAAAAACUUGGUCUGUCUUUUUUCUUAUUGACUACCAUCCCCCUUCUAAAAAAGAAAAAAAAAAAAACUCAGAUUAAGUGGUACAUAAAAUGUGAACAAAUAAUUCUACAAAUACCUCAUUACAUGAAGCCAAAAUCGAGCGUUUCAGUGAAACAUUUAUAGAGUACAUUUUGUGUUUUGCUGUUCAUUACUUAUUAAAUGCAAUAAUGUGUUGAUCACCA